Molecule: messenger RNA, 279 nt
Organism: Cavenderia fasciculata
Lineage: Eukaryota; Evosea; Eumycetozoa; Acytosteliales; Cavenderiaceae
Exons: 3
Coding region: 1-279 (92 amino acids)
Source: RefSeq, a predicted model, not a curated record
AUGUCAACAGAAGCAGAAACAAAAUCAGUAACCAAGAAGAAACCCGCUACAAGACGUCCUCCAACUCAAGUUCUACCUCCAACUUCUACUUCUACGAGAAAAAUUACUCCACCCAAACGUUUCUCUCAAACUGAACAACUUUCCACCAUUAAAAAGAAAGCUACAAAGGCAAAGAAAGAAACCACUGUAAAGAAGACUCCCAAAGCUGCUGCCAAGAAAAAGUCAACUACAAAGUCUGCCACCAAAAAGACAUCUGCUCCCAAGAAGAAAUCAAAGUAA